Messenger RNA from Microthlaspi erraticum, 1473 nucleotides. Lineage: Eukaryota; Viridiplantae; Streptophyta; Magnoliopsida; Brassicales; Brassicaceae. The record is from the annotation of a GenBank genome assembly.
AUGACUAAAACCGCCGGUGGUUUGACGAAAUUGCCAUUAAAACCUCUUCUUCUUCUUCUUCUUGCUUUUGUUUUCCCGGAGAGGCUUCGUUGGUUGUCAAGUUUCGAAAAGAUGGAUAUAUUCGACAACUCCGAUCUCGAGUACCUCGUCGAUGAGUUUCACGGUUUCUUUGAUUCAGAAGACGAUGAACCAACCGGAGAGGUCAAUGUUAAGAGCGGAGGUGAUUCGGAUUUCAUGGACUCUGAUUUCGAGGACGAUUUUGAUUCGACUCAGAGCAAGACGAAGAGUGAUACGACGGCGUUUGAAGCAAGAAACGGAGAAGACAUCCAAGGGAUUCCUUGGGAGAGGCUUAACUACAGCAGAGAUGAGUACCGUGAGAAGAGAUUGCUACAGUAUAAAAACUUCGAGAGUCUCUUUCGUUCCAGACAAGAGCUUGAUAAGGAAUGUUUGCAAGUAGAGAAAGGGAAAAACUUUUAUGAGUUCCAGUUCAACACAAGGCUUGUCAAGUCCACAAUUGCUCAUUUUCAGCUGAGGAACUUGCUAUGGGCAACAUCAAAGCACGAUGUGUAUUUCAUGAAGAACUACUCUCUCAUCCACUGGUCACCUUUGCUUCAAAGAGGCAAAGAAGUACUUAACGUUGCAAAGCCCAUUGUUCCUACAAUGGAGCAGCCUGGACUAUUGUCACACUCUCUAUCAAGAGUCCAGAUAAGCACAAUGGCAGUCAAAGACGAUUUGAUAGUCGCAGGAGGCUUCCAAGGAGAGCUUCUCUGUAAGAAAAUCAACGAACCUGGAGUCGCUUUCUGCACAAAGCUAACAUCAGCUGAGAACGACAUCACCAAUUCCGUUGACAUAUAUAACGCUCCAAGUGGCUCGUUAAGAGUUAUGACGGCGAACAAUGACUGUACGGUCCGGUUAUUCGACGCUACAAACUUCACUUUCAUCAACAGUUUCGCUUUUGAUUGGUCGGUCAAUAACGUUUCCGCUAGUCCAGACGGGAAGCUAGUGGCUGUUCUUGGUGACAGUCCAGAGUGUUUACUAACCGACGCCGUAUCGGGAAAAGUCGUCCACGGACUCCAAGGCCAUCUGGACUACUCGUUCUCAUCGGCGUGGCAUCCGAACGGUCAGAUCUUAGCCACGGGGAACCAAGACACGACGUGCAGGCUAUGGGACGUGAGGAACUUGUCUGAGUCGUUGAAAGUGUUGAAAGGAAACAUGGGAGCGAUCAGAGCCUUGAAGUUUACGUGUGACGGACGGUUCUUGGCUAUGGCUGAGCCAGCGGAUUUUGUUCACGUGUUCGACACGGAAGCUGGUUACGGUUCUUGUCAAGAGAUUGAUCUGUUUGGAGAGAUUGCGGGGAUCUCGUUUAGUCCUGACACGGAGGCUUUGUUUGUGAGUGUUGCUGAUCGUACGUAUGGGAGCUUGUUGGAGUUUAACCGGAAGCGAAACCGCUCGUAUUUGGAUUCCAUAUUCUGA